Portunus trituberculatus (swimming crab) is the source of this 1020-nucleotide messenger RNA. RefSeq lists its product as uncharacterized. The record is from RefSeq and is a predicted model, not a curated record. Bases 1 to 1020 code for a protein of 339 amino acids. The transcript has a single exon. NCBI's taxonomy places the organism in Eukaryota, Metazoa, Arthropoda, Malacostraca, Decapoda, Portunidae.
AUGUCCGCCAUCCACAGACACGACUGGAUGACUGCCAUCGAUCUCCGGGAUGCUUAUUUUCAGAUCCCAGUCCAUCCAGACAGCCGAAAGUUUCUCCGCUUUAUAUGGAGAGGGCGUCACUUCCAGUUCAGGGUUCUUUGCUUUGGCCUCUCCACGGCCCCUCAAGUUUUUACCAGGAUGAUGGGUCCAGUUUCAGCGGCUUCACAUCAACAAGGAGUUCGCCUCCUCCGUUACUUAGACGACUGGCUGCUGUUAGCUCACUCGAAACAGACGGCACUCGAGGCAACCAGUUACCUCCUCCGUCUGUGUGCAUCACUGGGAAUCCAGGUAAACUGGGAAAAUUCAUCGUUUUCACCCUCCCAGACAAGGAUUUAUUUGGGGAUGGAGAUUCGCUCUCCUCUUUUGAAGGUUUUCCCGACACAGAAACGCCUAGAGAAUCUACAACUUCAAAUCAAGACUUUUCUAAGUGUUCAGUCCCCUCCAGCAAAGGCUUGGUUAACCCUCCUAGGCCACAUGUCCUCUCUGCUGCAUCUAAUUCCCGGGGCAAGACGGAGGAUGCGCAGCCUUCAAUUUCGCCUUUCCCAAUUCUGGGAUCGCCAGUCCGACGGAGACAACCUUCCAGUUCCUUGGGAUUUCGAAAUCCUGGACGAUCUUCAGUGGUGGACACUGGACUACAAUUUUUGGUUGGGACAGUCCCUUCAGUUAGCUUCCCCGGAUGUUUGUCUGUACACAGAUGCUUCCACCGUCGGCUGGGGAGCGUCGAUUCUACACGAUUCAGUGAGCGGUGUGUGGGCCACUCACGAGCUCUCUUUACACAUCAACCUUCUAGAACUCAAAGCUAUACGUCUCGGCCUUCUGCACUUCAAGGAUCAUGUCCGAGGACAGACGGUGGCAGUGUUCUCCGACAAUGCCACGGCUCUGUCGUAUCUGGCAAAAGAAGGCGGGACUCGUUCAGGAAGCCUCAAUGCCGAGGCUCAAGCCAUCCUACAGUGGGCGGAGGAUCAUGCCAUUACAUCCUAA